Anthonomus grandis grandis is the source of this 10416-nucleotide messenger RNA. RefSeq lists its product as uncharacterized. The coding region runs from base 594 to 6032 and encodes 1812 amino acids. The transcript has 18 exons. NCBI's taxonomy places the organism in Eukaryota, Metazoa, Arthropoda, Insecta, Coleoptera, Curculionidae. The record is from RefSeq and is a predicted model, not a curated record.
UGUCGACCCUAUCGUUAGUAUUAGGAGAUUUAAAAACAUAAAACCAGCACUUUUGCACUAAAUUAAUUUAUUCCGUGUUUGUUUCCCUCUUUCAUUGGUAUAAUUAACCAGAAUACGUCGAAAUCGACUCUAUUAACCGGUUGCAAAAAGAACCGCUUGUGCGCAUGCGCGUUAUAACAAUGGCGCGGCAUUCGGACAAACGUCAAAAUUUUCCCGUGUUGUGUGGUGCUUGUGUUAUUGUUUUGUGCAUAUUCCGUGGGAUUUUUAGGCGAAAAAACGUUUAAAAAGUGACGAAUUAUUCACGGUGUGAGCUUUAAAAUUAUUUUAACGUUACGGUGCAGUCGAAAAAAAACCGGCGGAUCCGAGCGUGAGCCUAAAAACUAUCGAUUUUUCAAAGGAUCCCGGACGGGCCAAAGAUUAGAUGGUCGGCCAUUUUUAAAUAUAAUGUUGAAUGGGUGACGUGAGGGGUCAUUUAUUUAUUUAUUUUAGUGUUUUUUUUUGUUAAUGUCGCAUGGUGUACCGUUUAUUAGUGUUUAUCCGUGAGGAUAGUGCACCAAAAACCCUAUUAAUUGUGUAAUGGCAUCAUAACCAAAAUGAAUCCCUUAUACCCACAUCAGGGUAACUAUAAUGACACUCCAGGCCCAAUGCACCCAUGGAAUGGCUACAAUGGGCCUCCUCCACACCCACAGUACCCCCCAUACCCUCCGACAAUGCACGGGUAUCCUCAGCAAUUUGCCAGGCAACCCAGUCAUUUUGGUGGUCUUCAUGUCCAGAAUCAGAGGUUUCAAGGGACCUAUUACCAAGGCAGGUCUUACCAAAACUGGAACCAAGCUCCCCCAAGGGUGUCAAAUUACCCUAAAAAAAUGCCACCGACAGGGAUGCAGAAGACAAUAAGCCCUUCAGAAGAAAAAACCGGUACAACCUCCGGUAUUUCUUCUGAAUCAAUUAGCAUAGAUCUGGCAGACAACACCAAGACCGUUACUAAAACUGAGUCUCUUGACACACCAGUCAAAGGCUCUGAAACAGGCUCUGGGUUGGACAUUAAAUUGGAGGAUAAAAAGAAUGUGAUCCCAUUGGUGAAUUUAUGUGAGGACCUAGAGACCCCCGAGGAGCGCCUGAACAGGUUCCGUUUCGAGACUAGAACUAAAAUUUUGCAGCAGUUGUGCGGAUGCCAAGACGAAAGUAAAUUUAUUGUGGCCCUGAGGCAGUUUAAAGAGGUGCUAGAAAGCCAAAAUGGUGAGAUCAAGAUGAAGUAUGAAUUGAUGAACCUGUUGGGGAAAUAUUUGCCUUUUUUGGCUAAAAAUUACAAGGUUAUCGGGACGAGUUGCGUCGACGAGUAUUUGGCAAUUAUGGAGGAUAUUCUUGUCGUUUAUUGCCAGUUGGUUCGGGAUUUUAUUAAUGUGCAAAUAGAUAGAAAGAAGAAAAGAAACUUGUCUCGGCUGGCCGCAAGGAUCAGAUACUUACUAACUAUUUGUUUGCUGUAUAGGAUGGACUCUAUACUUCACUGUUUGUUUAAAGUGCAAUUAUACCCUAAUGAGGUGGAACAUUCUAGGAUGUGGACAUAUAUUUUUGUGUAUUUUCUGAAAAGAGCAAAAUAUAACCAUCAAAAUGCUGACUACUUGAGGUGUUUUAUUGGCUGGCAGAAAGUGAAAACGAUCAGAGGAAACACCUCUUCGGACGAAAUUGAUGGGGUUAUGUACACACGUUUCAGUAAAAGCAUUGCAGACCUGAAAGCGCUCAAGAUCACUUGCCUGACCGAAAUCAUUGAAUCAAUGGAAAACGACCCGAGGUAUUGCAUUAGGGACAUGAUCAGGCGUUACUGGAGGUGGUGGAACGUGGAAAAACCGAAGGACUUUUUGGCCGAUUUAGAGGAACCCACCACUUUGAUCCUGCCCGGUGAAAUUGAGGACAAUCAUAAAGAAAUUUUUGUUGAACAGAAAGAGAUUGAUCCUAUAACGCGGCUGUUCCAGGAGAAAAGGAUGUGGAAAAGAACUGAUCUCACUCAAAUUGCCUUAAACUUUAACAAAGAAGCGGAAGACGGCAACUAUAACUUCAGCUUUACCGACGGGGCGCAGCACAAUUGCCUCACCGAAGACAUCCCCGGUCCGAUUAUAAUCGGAGAUGCCGUUACGAUAGAAGACGAACCCGACGAUCUCUUAAUUGUACCCCCCACGGUUAUGGACACCGUUGUAAUAGAUUCCGAUGGAGAUGCGGACGAUGACGACGAUAUUAUUUUUAUACCAGAAGAACCAAAGAAACCCCAAAUUGCCCUCGUUAGAACUGACGAUAAUAACACCGAAGUGGAAGUGAGUUUAUUAUCUCCUGCACCGAUAGCUGAACAACCACAGCAACAACAACAACAACAGGAACAAGAAGUAAACAUUGUCGUGCCAUCAGAACCCGCUAACACUUCCGAAGAGGAACCACCUGGACCGACCGAAACCGAUACUAAUCCCGAACCCCCGACCCCGGAUCCGCCGGUAGUGGUCCGUUCGCUAUUCGGCGACUUAACCGAAGACGAUUUAGAAUUGGAAGAGGUGACGUUCGAUAUGGAUUUUACGGCGGAGGACAGCAGUCGAUUGCCCGACAUCCCCGAUAGUUUGGUGCUGCCUAAGGCGGAGAAUUUAUUCGGCGAUUCGGACGACGAGUGGUCCAACUUGGACAUGAAUACCGUGUUAAAUUCGAUCGGGGAGAGCCCGAUGGACUUUGACGACCAUCGCGGAGAUGGCAGUAACGGUUUGUUCGACGGACCGUGUAACGAUAACGUGAAAACGGAGAAGGAGUCGCCCAAGAAGGAAAAAACGUCUGAGAACCAAGAAUCUACUCAACAAACCGAAAACCCUAAGACACCUACAACAUCUGCAAGUCCCAUAGACCAAAUUACCAAAGAACCACCCCAAAAAGAAUCCCAAAAUGAGUCACUAGAACCUCUUGAACCCUCAGAAGUCCCUGAUACAACAACCGCCAUAGAAAACACAGAACCAACAACAAAUCUAGAAACCAAAGAUGUCGAACGUUCUUCGACCGCCAUGUCGGAACCUGAAAAAACCCCAACGAGAGCGGAAAGCGUUGAAACGACCGAAAGCCAGUCGUCCCCCGAAAGCCGAAUCGAUAUUGAAGAGAUCGAUGACAGCACCGAAGAUUUAGCCUCAACGUUAACAACAGUGAACGGGGAAAUCGAAUGCGAGGACGACAAUAAAGAGAAGCAAACGUUAGUCAUUCAGCUGGAAAAACUAUCCGAGCAAAUACUGAGGAAUAACGAGAAAGAAACACGGGACAGUAGUGUGGAAUCUGAGGUAUUUUGGUCGUCGUGUACCGCUGUGGAGGAGCACGGAUCGCCCAAAAAGAUGCCCGAUGAUAUCGACGAUUUACAACAAAUCUACCUGAGAGGACGGCAUACCGACAAAUCGCGUCACUCCUCGUGUUCCCUCGAAGCUCCCCUGUUCGAGUCGCUGGACAAAAACGAGGUGCGACAAUUCUUCGACGAAAAUUUAGCGAAAAGUGCGUCGAGUGUUGCUGCCGCCGCCCCAUCGUCACCGAUCCGCCGGCCAGAAACUCCCGCCCCCGCCGCCCCGAAUUCCACCGAAAUCAAUUCGACGACGGUGGCGACGCACCAUCGGGAUCCCCGUCUCGAGGGCGGCACGGAGACGGCAAAACGGUACCGCCCCCCGGCCGUUUUAUCGCCCGCCCAUCAGAUCCGUCAGAGUUGGAGCGAGGCGAUCGCUGACGCGAUGGCCAUCAGUCAGGGGGCCGAGUCUUAUGAGGAUUUUAUUUGUGGAGAGGGUGCCCUCAUUAUCGAUCAAUCUCAUAAACGGUGUACCCGCACCCCUUCCUCGGACACUACUCGACCUAUCGUGGACCUGUGGACGAAUUUCGUUCCUGAUAUCGCCCCUUUAACCGAGGACGUCCGUAGUACUGUAUCCGACUCUGUAAAUUGUAAAAGCAAUACGUCGUCCAUGAUCGAUUUAGCCUCACCGUGUCUGGAUAGUGAAGCCGUCACUAUUCAGUGCCGGACGAUUUUGAAACAGGAAAACGACGUCGAUUCUUCUGCUCACCAGUUGACGCCGGAUUGGGUGAACGACGAUCGACAUUAUACGUCUGCUAGUGCUGUUUCUUCCACCUACGGUACAUCGCUCACAGUCCAUCCCUCGCCGCCCUACAGUCGCGAAAACUCCCCGAACGACGUCGAGAACGUCACCAACAUCAACGUGCCGAGUCCGAUGCUUUACUCUCCUUUACUAAAAGACUCCAGGGGCAUAAGGUCGUUUUACAUUUCGGACAUUGUGCAGGAGAAUGCCGGUGUGCAAUCGCGUGUAUCUUCCUCCUCCUCCUCUUCAUCGGCGGCUAAUAAUAAUAAUAAUAAUAACAACCGCGCAUCACCCAAACAGCAUUCGGUCACGUUUUUGGAGCAAGUGUCCAAGGAGUUUUACGCCAAUGAAUUCGGCAGUGAUUUGGACGGUGGUUACCAUAGUAAAAAAGAUCGAAACUUACCAUCAAAAAACAAACCAUCAACCCAGACCUCCGCCCAAGCACAAUCGGUCCCUAAACCGGCAAAAAGUACCGUCAAAUCCCCGGUGAGGGCCCACAUCACUGCGGAAGCCGAAUUAUUUUUGCCUUCCAACCAAAACGCCGUCACGACGAUCACGAAUUCGGUACCAACCCCGGUUUGGGGUAGAAAUUCGACCGGCGGUAGAGGAGCAGUCGAUCCGCAAGUUUAUAAAAGCAAACCGGUCCAAAAGAAAACCAAAGUCAAUGGAACCGAGUUGAGUCACAACAAACGGAGGGAAGUCGUCGUAAAUAACGAGUUGGCCAAGUAUAAGAACCCUUCUCAGUUGGACGUAAAGUUCUUGUGUAACGCUACGGGUGAAGAGAGUAACGGCGCGACGAAGCAGGCAGAGCUUUUAGAUUAUUCUUUAAGUAAUUUUGUUUUAAAUCAGCCGACUAACGUUCAAAAUAUCUUUUAUCCUAAUACGAUUUAUCAGCCGGAGAUGCUCUUGCCGCUCGAAGAAAGCGUUUUAAAGAACGACGCCUCCAGAACCGAGCAAGAAGUCGCUUUAACUUUAGCCAGUUUGCCUAGGGCGGGCCUCAGGGACGCUUUAGUGGAGAUCCCGCAGACCGAUGAAAAACCCGUCAUUUAUGCCCCCUAUGAGAGUUUUAAUCAGGAGCACGCCCUACGACUACCCGAUGUGAGCACUUUAAGAGACCCUCGGAAGAAUUACACGCAACCUUUAGCGUCAGAACAGCAACCGCAGCAACAAGAAAACGUCAGCAACGAACCUUUGCCUAAUUUAACGUCCGAACGUCAUAGCUUGGGCGAGAACGACCAAAAACUCCCUUUGCCGCCCAAAAAGCGUAAAAUGACCGAAGACGAGGAGAUCGCCUACAUUUUACAACGCAUUCGCGAAGAAAAAGAAGAGCGGGAGAAACGCACCGGCGCCAACACGGAAACCGACAACAUUUCCUACCCGGCUCAACGGCAAAUGUCCAUCGCGGACCUACAAAGGGACUUUCCCCGCGUAAAAACCUUAGCGGCAAGAAAACUGUACCCGGAAAGGGACUCCUACCAAUACCCCCCCGAUUUCGACGAGUACCGACGCUUCCGAGACAAACAGUCGAUCAUGAACGUUUACAUAAACGGGGUGGGCGGAAUGGGGGAAAUGCGAGAUUGCGGCGGCAACAACUACCCCGUUUGUCUGAUGAUAAACGCGAUGCCGCCCUGCGUACACCAUCAAAAUCUCGUGAGCGGAGGGGCGGGGGCGCCGCCCGCGGCUGCUGUUGCCCCAGAACAAAACCCGCCCGAACCGUUGCCGCAACCGUUGAUCACGCAACCGUCCAGGGAACAACAGCAGCAGCACGCGCCCCCAGUUGCGAUGCCGAAUUUUACGGAGCGGCCGCAACAGCAGCGAUAUUUGCCGCCCCAGGUGGUGCAGGAGGUGCCCAAGGGACGGAGGGGCCGGAGGACGAACGUGAGCGGUUCGCCGCCCGCCAAAAGGGGCAGAGGGCGGCCGAGGAAAAAUCCUCCAACGUCGUGAAGGGGACAGAUGAGGUAGUGCAGUCGAUCUAGCGGCAAAAGUAGGGUCACCAUUCAUAGUUUGGGUGUUGAUCGGGUUUGAUAAAAGACUUUGCUUAAAUCCGAAAGGUGGUGGCACUGGAGCAAAAAUAAGUGAAAACUUUUUUGGAUUUGAUUUUUCUCGAAAACCGUAUGUCCCGGAACAAAAAUUGUGGAGCGCGAAAAAUCUUAUCGGGCCACAUUGCUUCGACAAACAGGGCAACAACUCCAUGUUUCAAGUUAUUAAUUAUAUUAUGUUAUGUUGAAAGGGAUUCAACGCAUCCCUUAAGAAUAGAAACAGACUAGAGAUGUUUUUAAAAAAAUUGGGAGAUCAUGAUCACUUUUAGUUUUUUUUUAUUUAAACCGAAAGUUGACGUUUAAGCAUAUUUUUUACUGAAAAAAAAUGUUUGCAGCGCUGUAAAAAAAAAACUAGAUGUCGCUGGCGGGUAAUUUUAGUUUCAAAAGAAGCGUCAAACAUUGCAAAUAAAAGGUCGAAAAUAAAAUUUAGUAAAAGUUAACAACUUUUAAAUUUUGAAUGUUUUUUAAAUAAAUGUUCACUCAAAACCAUUAAAACUCAGUAUAAAAAUAUCUAUUUGAGCAAGAUUUUUUUUAUGAGGGCUGAAGAGGUAGCCAAAGACCUCCCCAAUCACUGAAUUCAGUUUGGCACACGAUGCACCAAACACCCUGUAUAAGAGACCAAUGUUACGUCUGAUUGAAAUGCAAAUUUGGAAUUUCUUUCUUCUCGCUUUGUUGUGAGCAAUUCGCCAGGAAUUUUUCUUUUAUUUUUUCUCAGCGUCCCUACUGAAGUAAGUUUAUAUUCUUUUAGUAACUUUAUUACCAAGUCAUAACUUGUAAACCAAUUAUCAAACGUUAUGUUUCGCCUUGUUGCCCUAAUUGGUUCUACCAAUCGCAGAAUUAUGUCAGCCGGUUUGUUGCUAAGGGCGUACAGACCUUCGGGCUGUGUUAAGUUUUUGUUGAAUUUUCCUUUUUUCGGAUUACAUCAUCUUAUGCUCUUUUAGUCGAGCGAAACAUGUAUCCUUUGUCAUUUUAUUUAAUGUUUUUGUGAUGCUGUAGAUUUUUUGUGUUUUUACCUUUUAUAAAAGUUUUAAUAAUGUUGUUCUCUGUCCUUAUAAGUAAAACAUCUAGAAAUGAAAUGUUGUUCUUCUGAACUUCAGCGGUAAACUGUAAUUUAUCAUGGAAACUGUUGAAUGUGUUUACAACAGUAAUAAUAUCGUCCACGUAUCUUUUAAAAAAGGGGACUUCAGAAUUAAGAUCUGAUAAACAUUUCUUUUGUAGCUCUGACGUAAUGAUAUUUGCACAUAUUUAUUGGUGACAAGCAGCCUCCCAUACCCAAACCGAAAAUCUGUUUAUAAAAUUUUCCAUCGAAAUUAAAGUAAAUGUUAUCAAAUGUGAUGAUAAGUUGAAGAAAUUGUUCUUUUGACAGAUUGCAAUGUGGUUAAAUGGUAUAAUGUUUUUUUGAAUAAUUUGUAUGGUGAGAUCAGUUGGAAUGUUUGUAAAUAGAGAAAUAACAUCUAAAGAAAUUAGGAUAUAAUUUUGCGGAAUAAUGAAGUUUUGGAGGUCAGAGACAGUUUCAAGAGUUACGUGUGUAAUAUUGGUCUUUAUCAAAUGCAUUUUUCUUUUUAAUUGAACAAAUCGUGGAUUUGACAAUGCCAUUUUUUUUUGAUAAUAAGGUCACGUUUAAACCCUUGUUAAGGUCUUCUAGAACUUUAACCUUUUCAGAAAGGGACAGACAUUUUGAUUUACCUUUUACUUUGACCGUUUUGAACACUUUCUUGGGGUAGCAAUCGAGAAAACAAGUUCACAACUACUAACACUAGUCACAAAUAUCAAUCAGCCUACUUUAUCAUCCACAUUACUCGCGCAUCAAAAUACUUCUGGCCUAUGGAAUAGAAGCUGUCAAAUAAGGAAGAAAAAACAAGCUUAGCCUUGCAAACUCAUAUUAUAGAGUAGUCAAUGCGUAGCAUAUUAUGUUUAUAUUAUAAAAAAAAAAAAAAACUUGACAAACCUUAAAAGAUCCUUAAAUAUAUUCAAGGGACAAACUAGCUAUUCCCAAUCAAUUACUGGAUCUUAAUAAUAUAAGUUUAUUUUUUAGUAAAUAUUUCAUUCAUUUUGAUAGUCAAAAUAAGUUUAAUAAUACAGUAGUGUCGCGGCAAUCCAGAUGAAUUAAAACCAAGCCGAUCCGAAUUAUCGAUAACAUAACUAAAAGUGUAUAUAUUGAAGUAAUAUACAUAUAAUAAACAGUUCUCGGAUCUCUUAUCUUUUUUCUGAUUUGAACCAUUUAAAUCUCUUUGAAUUGAUUGAAUGAUUGCGUUGCUCUUUUUCAUAUGCCGUUUCCUUUAAUCUUUGCAGAGUAGUGAUGUCAGCUAAAGGAGGAUUAUUAUCUGUGGCCCACUAUAAAACGAAAUUUAAAUGUUUAAUAGCACCUCGAUUUUUAAUUUUGAAAGCCAGAACCAGUUUCCGAGACAUCUUUGUCUGAUUUAUCAUUUGACUUGGAUUAAAUCGUCUGCCCGAAUCAAUUGAGCUAUUUGAUUUAUUUGGUAAUUAACGCGCAAUAUCUCAAAAACGGUUGCAUUUAGAACAAAAAGUUUAGUUUAUGUUUUUUAACGCUCUAAAACAUUCAAAUCCUCCUUUCUGUGUGAAAUAAAAAAUAAUGAUUUCAUACAAAAAAUUCUUUACAAAUAGGUCCAUUGAAAAAUGCCACAAGAAAAAUUAAUCGCCCUUAUUAAUUUCAGUUACAUCAAGGAUUCAUUAACAACAUUAAUUGAAAACAUUAUAAAUAAAUUUUAUCACAAAAAUUGUCAAACUGUUUUGCUCUAAACACAAAUCAGCAUUGCGUGCGAAAAUUUUUUUAACUGUAACUCUUGUAUGCACUCCAACAUGUCUUUUCCCCACCAGAUGAAAUCCAGAAGUUAAUUCCGGUCACGUAGGAUGCCAUUCAGUGGGGUCUAUCCCGUAUAAAGUUAAAUAACACACACAAAAAUUGUUAGCCUUCCAAUCCAUCUAUUACCAAAUUAAUCUAAUUUUUAGUACCUUUCUCGCAUUUGGUCGUAGCAAUGCGUCUCAAUAUUUUCUGCUCUACAAUUUUUAUUUUACGACUUACGGUUUUCGAGAAAAAUCAAAUUGAGUUGUUUCCCAAAAAAUAUCGGAAGUUGGUGUCGCGCAACUUUUUGGAUUUAAGUCUUUUCUCAAACCUGCUCAAACUCAGGCUUUUUUUUAAGCUAGAUUGGACUAUACUAAGGAAGAUAUAGACGAUUUACGGGCUAUUCUGUUCCGAAUUAAGCGUUAGAAUUGACGGUACCUGACGGAUAUGUGGUCGCCACUUAAGUUAAGUCACCCCCCUGAGGAGCGCCCUAGGUUCAAACAUUGUUUGUAAAUAUUUACCAGUUACGUAUUUAUUUAACUACUUAUGGCUGUGUUUUUUUUUUUUUAAUUUAUUUAUUAUUUAAUGGAAGACUGAAGAGAGAAGAAAGAAGAGCGAAGAAAGAAGAUCUGCUUUCAUUUUAUUUCGUUUAUUUAUUUUUGGUUAUUCGCGUUCGGGAGGAUAGGCUUGUUUACGUUUCAUGUGAGGCACUAAUAACGAGAAUGCAUGCGGGAUGUCUACUUUUUGUUUGAUGUUUUCCUAUAUUGGCUCUCUUACUACCAAAGUUAGGGAAAUAGUGUUUUGAUUUUAUUGGUAAAUCAUAUAUUUAAAGAGAGAAGUCUGCAGGUUUACAUGGCAAAAUUUUUUUCCAAAUCCCAUAUACUUUAAAAUGUGAUGCAAUUCUUUUAUAAGAAACUCUCAUUCUUAUAAAGAAUCUUUUUUUUUUAAGAAAUUCAAAAGAGUUAUAAAAUGUCUACAUUAUGUUGCAGUCACCCUAAGCAUUCAGAUAUUAACAUUAAAAUAUGCAGCAUGUCUUUUUUUAUGUUUUACUACAGAUAUUGUUUUUUUUUUCCUUACAUUCUGUAUACUCCAUCUUUAAUAGUAAAAGAGCCGUGCCAGAAUUUUUAACAUGCCUAUUUUAACUAUAAAAAUAGAUUAUUUUGCCUAAACAAGCCAUUUCUCGGACGCCUUUGCUUAUUUUCUUAUAAAAAAAUAACGCAUUUAUCCAAUUAAAUUUAAAAACAAAUUUUUUGUACAUAUAUAAAUGUUUAUAUGUCAAGAUUGAGUGAACAUUAGUCUGAACAAAAAAAAAACCUUAUCGGUACGAUAUUUUUAAGGUGAAACCGAACAGCAAGAGAGAAAUCACGCCCAUAACUUAGUGCGAAUCGAUGCCGAAAAACGUCCAUCACAAGACGAAGCCGACGAGGGACUGCCUAAAAGAGCUAAACUAUCUCAUAAUGCGGGAGACAAGUAUCCGAGCAAAGGA